AUGGCUGACGAAUCUCCCAGUCUCCAAAACCUAAUUGAGGAGCUCGGAUUUUGUCCAAACGAGCAUCAAUUCCUGCUUCGUCUUUUCGGCUCAUCUGACCCAUUUGCUGGGCUUCCUGGUGCAGACAUAGAGGCUAAUCACAGCCGAAAUCAAUCUGGCCAACAUAGCUCUACUAGCUUUGCUCGCAGACUUGCAUCUACUAGGCUCUGGCAAGAUAUUCCUCCGUUUACUGGUGAACGCGCCAAUCAGGCUCGUCUGCGAUCCACCAACCGUUGUCCAAGUGACUUUCGCGAAGGUUCGGAAGGCAGAGAUCCGGUUCACUACGAAGAAGAGUGGACUUCCCUCAUAGGCACCGAUUCAGAAUCUCUGUUAUCCGAGUUACUCCAACAGCUUGCAACGGACGAGCCUCACUGCCCUGGAUCCCCUAAGCUUACCGAAUAUCCUAAGGCAUCGGAGAAUAUUACACGUCCUGGAUCCGUUGAGCCCCCAAGCUCAUCAGUCUAUGAGAGCGAAACAGGUGAGCAACCCAGCCCUGUUGAUAGCCUCAACGAGAGCCCUGGAACCCAAGGCAAUUGCGAAACAUCCCAGGACCCGAGGACUUUAAAUCACCCUGGGAGCUUUGAGCAGCUUAUUGAAUCAUUUCCACGACCUCCCGGUCACAACCAAGCUGUCAGGGACGAAACUUUUUCCCACGUUGAUCCCGACGCCCAACGAGUGCCACCAAAAGACAGUGCCCAGGCUAAUACAUUGACGCUUGCCAACAGUCAGAUAAAACCUGCAACCAGCCUCCCUCGGAUUUCUCGUUUCUCCGAAGAUUUGAAAGACAGCAAUCCCAUCGGAGAGCAAGAUUCUUCCAACUUUUGUGCCAAAGCUGAUACAUCUGCACUUGACACAAGUGGGCUAGGGAAUACCUCAACUACGUCUUUUAAACUAUCCUCGCCUCCUUCUAACGACACUUCAACCAUCGUCAACACUUGCAACAUUUCCCCUCGGAUACCUUCCCUGUCUCCCGGCGUUUCUUUCAGAGACUUGCGUCUCCCCAGUGACUGUCACGAGGGACAACAAGUGGAUUUUGAAAGCUUCCACCAGGCCCAGGAGCACGCAAAUCGGUUCACAUAUACUAUUUUCCCUGAAUUCUCCUCAAGAGUUCGUCCGAUCAGCGUCGUGAUCGGAAGGCAACACUCCUUCCGCACCAUCUUCGAAGGGCGCGCUACACCUACAGCUUCCCCUCGAUACUACCAGAAGACGCCUCUGCAUCGUAUCUCGGCUUGUCCUGCAUCACUCUCUUUCGCUUCUGGGAAAAGAAGCACCUCAAAGCGCAAGAGAACCUUAAGGCGUUGUGUUAAAAAGCUCAAAACCCUGCUUUGUCGAACCCGCAAACACACUCCAUCCAGUCUCAAUCAUUAA
Molecule: messenger RNA, 1407 nt
Organism: Penicillium digitatum Pd1
Lineage: Eukaryota; Fungi; Ascomycota; Eurotiomycetes; Eurotiales; Aspergillaceae
Source: RefSeq, a predicted model, not a curated record